Synchytrium microbalum is the source of this 495-nucleotide messenger RNA. RefSeq lists its product as uncharacterized. Gene Ontology annotation, molecular function: peptidyl-prolyl cis-trans isomerase activity. Gene Ontology annotation, cellular component: intracellular membrane-bounded organelle. The record is from RefSeq and is a predicted model, not a curated record. NCBI's taxonomy places the organism in Eukaryota, Fungi, Chytridiomycota, Chytridiomycetes, Synchytriales, Synchytriaceae. Gene Ontology annotation, biological process: protein peptidyl-prolyl isomerization; protein folding. Bases 1 to 495 code for a protein of 164 amino acids. The transcript has 9 exons.
AUGGCUCUUCCACGUGUAUACUUCGACUUGUCUGCUGGCGGAAAGCCUGUCGGUCGUGUCGUCAUGGAACUCCGUUCCGACGUCGUCCCCCGCACUGCUGAGAACUUCCGUGCCUUGUGCACCGGCGAGAAAGGUUUUGGAUUUGCCGGUUCCAGCUUCCACCGAGUUAUCCCUCAAUUUAUGUGUCAAGGUGGUGACUUUACAAACCACAAUGGCACUGGUGGCAAAUCCAUCUAUGGAGAAAAGUUCGCUGACGAAAACUUCCAAUUGAAACACACCAAGCCUGGUAUCUUAUCCAUGGCAAAUGCUGGUCCAAACACCAACGGUUCUCAAUUCUUCAUCUGUACGGCCAAGACUGCUUGGCUCGAUGGAAAGCACGUCGUUUUCGGAGAAGUCGUUGAAGGCAUGGAUGUCAUUCAAAAGGUUGAAAGCUUCGGCUCUCAAUCAGGAAAGACCUCCGCCAAGAUCGUCGUAGACAAGUGCGGACAGUUGUAA